This is a messenger RNA of Colletotrichum lupini, 1032 nucleotides long. RefSeq lists its product as uncharacterized. Bases 1 to 1032 code for a protein of 343 amino acids. Lineage: Eukaryota; Fungi; Ascomycota; Sordariomycetes; Glomerellales; Glomerellaceae. The record is from RefSeq and is a predicted model, not a curated record. The transcript has 4 exons.
AUGGGAAAGCUUCCAACCGAAGAGGACAUCGCCUGGAUGGUGGCGCAUAUCAACGACUCGACGGUUCCCGACAUCGUUGUUUGCUGCAUCAUCUGCAGUCUCGCCUCUGUCGUGAUCCUGGCUCUACGCAUCUGGGCGAGAUCUCAAGCCGGACUCAAGCCCAUUUUCAGUGACUGGCUGAUCGUUGGUUCGGUGCUCAAUAUUUGCAAUCCGAUUCUAUACGGCGUUUCCAGCGUCCUUGUCAAAUGGAGCAUCCUCGCAUUAUACCUUGCAAUCUUUCCCCAAAGAAAGUUCCACUACUGGGUUCAUUUCGUGAGCACCGUCAACUUGCUAAAUGGACUCGCCAUAGUUCUCGUGAGCUGCCUGCAAUGCCGUCCCCUAGAGGCCUUAUGGAAUGCAUCAGUGGUGGGCACUUGCAUCAACUUCAGUUAUUUCAGCAUCUUUAACAGUGUCUUCAACUUUUUAUUGGACGUGGUCAUCCUUCUGACCCCCCUACCGCUCGUCAAACAACUCAACUCGUCGACACGAAAGAAGAUCUUACUGUCUAUCAACUUUGCUUUAGGCGGAAGUGCUUGCAUCAUCGCAGCUAUCCGCGUUCCUUACGCAAGACGAGUGGGAGGCACGGUGAACCCAAGCUGGGACAUGAUACCGGGAGGACUACUCUGCGUUGUCGAAGUUGCCGUUGCCCUCUUGACAGCCUCUCUACCUAUAUACCGUCCACUGUUGAGAUUCUUAGGCAUCACCAUUACAUCGAAUUCCGCAUCCAACUACAAACGAGGUAAUUUACGCAGUUCGAAUAACUUCUUGGGUAGCCAAGUGAGCACACACAUCACAAGUGGCAGAGACAUGUCGUCUCAGCAAGCAGGUAUCAGUAUCACAGACGAUAUAACGUUGACGACACAUACAUAUGUAGGAGGAGAGUGGGUUCGUGUGGCAGACGAAGAUGAUGAUGCUGCUGGUUUGGUUGUGCCAAAUGGAUCAGCGCCGUACGCACGAACCGUCAGCAGCACAAUGAGUGAUAAGCUUUAUUGA